GGGGUUGCAGACGCGGCGGGAACCGCUCGGGCGUCCCGGGGAGCCCGGAACCCAGCCUGCCACUCGGGGCCGGCCAGGUUCUCGGUCGCGGCCGUGCGGCCAAUCAGCGUCCGCCGGGCCGGGCUCUGCACCUCCCUCCGCGCACAGGGUCUGCGGCGGAGUCGGCGGCGCAGCCAGCUCCGGGUGCUGGGCGGUGACAUGGUGCGUGGCAGGAUCUCCAGGCUCUCGGUGCGGGACGUGCGCUUCCCCACGUCGCUGGGGGGCCACGGCUCGGACGCCAUGCACACAGACCCUGAUUAUUCGGCUGCGUAUGUUGUCUUAGAGACCGAUGUGGAAGACGGGCUCAAAGGGUAUGGAAUUACCUUCACUCUGGGAAAAGGCACGGAAGUUGUUGCCUGUGCUGUGAAUGCCCUCGCCCACCAUGUGCUUAACAAGGACCUCGGGGACAUCGUUGGUGACUUCAGAGGCUUCUACAGGCAGCUCACCAGUGAUGGGCAGCUCAGAUGGAUUGGUCCCGAGAAAGGUGUUGUGCAUCUGGCGACCGCGGCUGUUCUCAACGCUGUGUGGGACCUGUGGGCCAAGCAGGAGGGAAAGCCUCUGUGGAAGUUACUUGUUGACAUGGACCCCAGGAUGCUGUUAUCCUGCAUAGAUUUCAGGUACAUCACAGACGUCCUGACUGAGGAGGAAGCCUAUGGAAUACUGCAGAAAGGUCAAAUUGGCAAAAAAGAGAGAGAAAGGCAAAUGCUGAUGCAUGGCUACCCUGCCUACACGACAUCGUGCGCCUGGCUGGGGUACUCGGAUGACACGCUGAAGCAGCUCUGCACCGAGGCCCUGCAGGACGGCUGGACCAGGUUUAAGGUAAAAGUGGGUGCUGAUCUCCAGGAUGACAUCCGUAGGUGCCGACUCAUCAGAAACAUGAUUGGACCUGAGAAGACGUUGAUGAUGGAUGCCAACCAGCGCUGGGAUGUGCCUGAGGCAAUAGAGUGGAUGUCAAAGCUGGCUGAGUUCAAGCCACUGUGGAUUGAAGAACCCACCUCCCCUGAUGACAUUCUGGGACAUGCCACCAUUUCCAAGGCAUUGGUCCCACUAGGAAUUGGUGUCGCCACAGGAGAGCAGUGCCACAAUAGAGUCAUAUUUAAGCAGCUUCUCCAAGCGAAAGCCCUGCAGUUUCUCCAGAUUGACAGCUGCAGGCUGGGAAGUGUCAAUGAAAACCUCUCAGUGUUGCUGAUGGCCAAAAAGUUUGAAAUUCCCGUUUGCCCCCAUGCUGGUGGAGUUGGCCUCUGUGAAUUGGUACAGCACCUGAUUAUAUUUGACUUCAUAUCAGUUUCUGCAAGCCUUAAAAACAGGAUGUGCGAAUAUGUCGACCACCUGCAUGAACAUUUCAGGUAUCCAGUGACAAUCAAGAAGGCUUCCUACAUGCCUCCUAAGGAUGCUGGUUAUUCAACAGAAAUGAAGGAGGAAUCUGUAAAGAAACACCAAUAUCCAGAUGGUGAAGUCUGGAAGAAACUUCUUGCUGCUCAAAAUAAUUAAAUGUUCAGCCCCAAUACUCUUUCCUUUUUCAAGUGAAAAGGCUUAAAACUUUUUGGGUAUGGUUUUACAAAAACAAGGGGGAAAAAAUCACCCUAGCAAUCAAAACAAAUUCAGCUGAAAGUCCUGUUAACCUCAGGAAUCAGCUCAGUCAUCAUUAUUACUUAAUUCUUUUAGCAAAUAAACACAUAUUCUCCUUAUUAAUCCUUAAACAAAUUUAGAUUUAACUCAAAAUCCAGAAAGAUGUUCUUACAAAAUUUCUAUCAAGUGCUGGUACCUAGACAUUAAACUGCACUUUGAGAAUAA
Molecule: messenger RNA, 1833 nt
Organism: Felis catus (domestic cat)
Lineage: Eukaryota; Metazoa; Chordata; Mammalia; Carnivora; Felidae
Gene: ENOSF1
Product: enolase superfamily member 1
Exons: 16
Coding region: 199-1530 (443 amino acids)
Biological process (GO): carbohydrate catabolic process; amino acid catabolic process
Molecular function (GO): magnesium ion binding; L-fuconate dehydratase activity
Source: RefSeq, a predicted model, not a curated record